Molecule: messenger RNA, 3053 nt
Organism: Eriocheir sinensis (Chinese mitten crab)
Lineage: Eukaryota; Metazoa; Arthropoda; Malacostraca; Decapoda; Varunidae
Product: ketosamine-3-kinase-like
Exons: 7
Coding region: 16-795 (259 amino acids)
Source: RefSeq, a predicted model, not a curated record
GUGCAAGGAGGAGCCAUGCUUUCUGCCAUCAAGGAGGCACUGGGCACCACAGUUUUGGAGGGCACAGGCAGGGGUGGUGGUGGCUGCAUCAGUGAGGGCGAAGUGUACCACACAGAUACAGGGAAGGUGUUUAUAAAGAGGAAUUCAAAAGAAAAGGCACGGGAGAUGUUUGAUGGAGAAUAUGCAAGCUUGAAGACCACUCUGCCUUACAGGUUACAUCUCCAUAACCUCAAAGCCAAGGAACAGGCCACAGGGGGCAGAGUGGGCAGUGCCUCCCCCAGCUAUGUGGAAGAGUUUGGCUUUCCAGUUAACACUAGUUGUGGCUACCUCUCCCAGGACAACACAUGGAACAAGGACUGGCUGGUAUUUUAUUCGAGAAAGCUGAACCACCAGGUGUCUUUGAUUCAGGAAGAGUACGGGGACCGUGAAGUUGGAGAAUUGUGGACCCAUCUGCAGGUAAAGAUGCCCAAAUAUUUCUCAGGCAUUGAAGUCCUUCCAUCCCUCUUGCAUGGUGACCUGUGGAGUGGUAAUGCGGCACAGACAACAGUCGAACCAGUAAUCUUCGACCCAGCGUCAUUCUACGGGCAUCACGAGUAUGACCUGGCGAUUGCUGCAGCGUUUGGAGGAUUCCCACGCCCGUUCUGGGAGGAGUAUCACACCUUGAUUCCAAAAGCAUCUGGAUGGAAUAAAAGACACAAGCUCUACAAACUCUUCCACUACCUUAACCACUGGAACCAUUUUGGGAGUGGAUACCGCAGUCAAAGCCUGGGCCAGAUGAGAGACUUGUGCCUGUAGGCUGUUAAGGAGGACCUGGCUAUGUCCUUACACUGAACUUACCACUUUGUGAAUUCAGUGCCAUAUAUAUCAGACACAUUUUUUUUCUGCCUCUUAUGUACCAUCACCAGAAAUGUUGUGUGUGUGUGUAAUGUAGGGGUUCCCAAUCUAGACAAAUUACCCGAAGUGUGGUUAAUAGGUAUAGAAGACUGAGGGCAACCCUUCCCUUUCCCCUUCUACCCUCCUCCCCAGAAUAAAUAUUCUUGUUAAGAUUGAGACUUUUAUUCUCAAAUGACCAUUAAGGUGGCGGCACACUACAGUAUCUUCCCGAGUUUCGCGCUUGCUUCGUUCUGCAGGUAUAGCGGUAAACUCGCGGGUCGCGAAACUUGGGGUAUUGAAAACUGAAAAAGCGCUUAUUUGUUCCGGCCCGUGGAGAAGCUGACUUUUUUUUCCCGCGUUUCUCCCUUGUUAUCUCAAAAUACAUACUGUGUAAAAAGGAAGAAAAUGUGAAGAGAGAACGGGUCGUUUUGAAGCCACAGCUGAAAGCGGCUGGCUGCCUGACGAUUGGCCGACAGUUCUGAAAACACGCUUAUGAUUCACCGAGUCUGAUGACGUCAUCGACGGCGCUCAUCCAAUCAGCGGCCUCUUAUGACGAAACGAAAACAUUGUGAAUAUGAAGUCAACGUUGAUAGUUAUAUCAUUAGUUCGUAGCUUUUACCGCGGGCCAUUAGCGCGCAUUUCUGUGAAUCUCGCCCCAGCACGUGUGAACACCGUCACCUAACUGCUAGUUUUUCGGGAAUUUUGUACAGAGAUUCAAAGUCAGCUGUAUUUCACGGGAAACUCAUCGAAAUUCUAGUCAGGAACUCAGUCACCAGCAUCUUGGUUAUUUUCUCGUGAGGUCGGUAAGUUGUGGUCACAAGAAAAAGAAGAGCGUAUCAGCUGAUCGGUUCAGUAGCUAUCCGCGUGUUUACUCCAGUACCACAAUGAGUUCCGUGAAGCUAGAUAAGCUUGGAGUAAUCGGGUUGAGCAAGUCUUGGACUUUAGUCUUGUCCAAGCGUAGCCACUGCCUCAUCAUGUCUGGGUCCUCACUGCAAAAUUCUCGAAGCAUUUAACGGUAGCAAGCUGUAACAUACUCUCCCUGUCUCCGAGCUAACCACUCAUGAACCAACAAUUUUUUUUUUUUCAGCAAACACCACAAAGCAAACUCUGCAACAUCUGGAUCCAUUAUUUGUUCUUUUCAGCUGAUACAUCCGAGAAUGCAACAGUCCUUUGUGUGACCAAACUUGAGGAUAAAUUCGAGGAAGAAAAUUGUCGGGAGAUAAUUUCGGUGGAAAAGUCCCGAGAAACUAGUUUGUGUGACCGCGCCUUUAAGCUGCUUGUGUUACAUUGGCCCUGUCUCCUCCAACCGCGUUGGCGAUAGGGGCGAUCGGCAACUCUAACUAUUCCGGGUGUGCGUCACACACGGCCAAGGUCGGUUGUUCGUAUUCACAACGUAAACAAAGUAGUCGCCCUGUAUCGAUUAAAUAGUAAACAAAGCAGCUCUGCCACUCCACUGUACGAGUUUCCUGGUUGGCCAUUUUCCACUGCUCCUCACUCCUCAACCACUUUGUUUACAUACAACCGCGUGGUUGCUCGUACCCCCAACCGACAACUCGCUCCCGGUUGAGCGCACGGGCAACCACGGUUGCCAGUAGCCCCAACGGUUGGAGGAAAACAGCCAGUGUGACACCGCCUAAAGGAAUCGUGCGUGACGCUGACGGUAGCUAGUCGUGAGCCGUACAUCAUCAUGUUACAUGUCAAAGCAGCGCGAAACUUGGGGCAAUAAUGCACGAAAGUCGGGAUGGUAAGAAUUUAGGAUUGAGUGCGAAACUCGAGGAUCGCGAAACUCGGAUAGCGCAAAACUCGGGAGGGUACUGAAGGCAUUUUUGCAUAACAUGCUAUCUGUUUUUGUUAUUUGUUUUGUUAUUUGUUGGUCAAAAUGAGUAACAUUGGGAGAAUUAUGGCAGUCGGGAAAAUGGAUAAUUGAGGACUGGUAGCAAGAGUAGGUGACGUAUGUCUCGCCCACUCACUAUUUCGUGUCAUUGAUGUGACGUAUAACAAUGACCCUUAUAUUCUGCAUCAAAUUUAGUUUUAUUACUGAUAUGAGAAACAUAUGGAUAGUCUUUUUCAUUUGCAGCAUAGGGAAUAUUGCUUAUUCAAGUUAUUCAUAGAGUAAUGUUUAUUUUUUUGCAAUUCUGUGAUAAAAGCAGUGAUGUGCUAAAAUAAACGUAGAAUUUUCA